GUUUUGCUUUGUUCUCCCUCUUCUUUACCCUCUGCUUCCCCCUUCACCUUUAGGAAGCUAGCAGGAUGCACCCUCUUCAUCACGGGCGCAAGCCGGGGCAUUGGCAAGGCCAUUGCUUUGAAAGCUGCCAAGGAUGGUGCAAACAUUGUGAUAGCUGCCAAGACAGCUGAGCCCCAUCCUACUCUUCCAGGGACUAUCUACACUGCUGCAGCAGAGAUUGAAGCAGCUGGAGGAAAGGCUUUGCCAUGUGUUGUUAAUGUGAGAGAAGAACAGCAAAUUAUUAAUGCUGUGGAGAAAGCUGUGAAGACUUUUGGAGGGAUUGAUAUUUUGGUGAACAAUGCAAGCGCCAUCUCUUUGACUGGCACUUUGGAAACAGAAACGAAGAAAGUCAAUCUUAUGAUGGAUGUCAAUGUACGAGGAACCUACCUCACGUCUAAAACAUGCCUUCCCCACUUGAGGAAGAGUAGGAACCCCCAUAUCCUGAACCUGAGUCCACCUAUGAAUCUGAAUCCCAUGUGGUUCAAAAAUCACUGUGCUUAUACUAUUUCCAAGUAUGGGAUGUCCAUGUGUGUCUUGGGAAUGGCAGAAGAAUUCAGAGGAGAAGUUGCUGUAAAUGCUUUGUGGCCUAAAACAGCUAUACAUACAGCUGCUAUGGAUAUGCUGGGAGGAUCUGGAAUAGAAAAACAGUGCAGGAAGACGGACAUCCUUGCAGAUGCUGCAUACUGCAUUUUAACAAAACCAAAAAGUUUCACUGGAAAUUUCAUUAUUGAUGAAGAUCUGCUGAGAGAAGAAGGAGUUAAAGAUUUUGAUAGCUACGCAAUUGCACCAGGUCACCCCUUAAUGCCCGACUUCUUCUUGGAUGUUGAAACUGACAUGUCAGCCAUGAAACAAGAAGGACAGG
This is a messenger RNA of Merops nubicus (carmine bee-eater), 901 nucleotides long. RefSeq names its product hydroxysteroid dehydrogenase like 2 (gene HSDL2). Gene Ontology annotation, cellular component: mitochondrion. The annotation marks the transcript as partial. The transcript has 7 exons. NCBI's taxonomy places the organism in Eukaryota, Metazoa, Chordata, Aves, Coraciiformes, Meropidae. The record is from RefSeq and is a predicted model, not a curated record.